CCGAGAAGAGUUAAACAAAGAAUAUUGAUAAUUGUUUAUUGAUCCGUCGAUAAUUCUAUAUCUGUUGACCCUUAAAUGAAAAUAAAGAUUAAGUAUAUUGGUGUAUAUAAGAAUAAGUCAAUAUUACUGGUGUUUAAUAUCAAACGUCAUCAUGAAGUGCAUAAUUGUUGCUACCAUAUUGUGCGUCUUAGCUGCUGCAUACGCAGCUCCUACCAAAGAGCAAAUAGACGCUAUCAAAAAAGCUCAUGACCAUUGUCAAAGCCAGGAAGCAACUAGAAUUGACGAUGAUGUGUUCGAAAAACUUAAGCAUGGCGAGAAAGUACAGAACCCCAAAUUGGCCAAACAUACUCUAUGUAUGAACGUACAAACUGGACUUCAAACGGAAAGUGGUGACAUAAAUGUAGACAACCUUAGAAAAGCUGUAAGUAAAGCUAGUAGCGACCAAAGUGUUAUAAACGCAAUUGUAGAAAAAUGCGGUACAAAAAGUGGCGACACUGCUGAAGAUGCUGCUGUUAAUCUUUUCAAAUGCCUUAGAUCACACAGUGCAGGACAACAUGAGCAUGGACAUCAUUGAGAUUUAACUAUUUAU
Messenger RNA from Diabrotica balteata, 589 nucleotides. The record is from the annotation of a GenBank genome assembly. NCBI's taxonomy places the organism in Eukaryota, Metazoa, Arthropoda, Insecta, Coleoptera, Chrysomelidae.